Coccidioides immitis RS is the source of this 405-nucleotide messenger RNA. RefSeq names its product pleurotolysin A. The coding region runs from base 1 to 405 and encodes 134 amino acids. NCBI's taxonomy places the organism in Eukaryota, Fungi, Ascomycota, Eurotiomycetes, Onygenales, Onygenaceae. Gene Ontology annotation, biological process: symbiont-mediated hemolysis of host erythrocyte. The record is from RefSeq and is a predicted model, not a curated record. The transcript is spliced from 2 exons.
AUGGGAUACCAACAGUGGGUUAUCGUCAAGAUAACCAACUCCACCAAUAAGGCACUUAAGAUAGCCAAUUUGAGACUUAUGUACGGAAAGAUCCACAGGGAAGGCAACAAAGACGAAGAAAUUUCAGCCGACGAUGUCGACAGCACUGAGAUUGCUCCAAAUGCCACCUACACCCUUUGCACCUGUGGUCGAUCGGACUCCCCUUCUGGAGCUGAAGUAGCUUUGCAGUUGAUGCAGGAGCAGGCGGCAGUUUGCACUCUCUACUGGGACUGCCCCUGGGGAUCCAAGACCAACAACUUUGAAGUCCAGGAUCGUAACAAGCAGUAUGUUGUCUCUGCCGAGGGAUGGGUACGUGAAGGAGGUGCCCUCGGAACUGCUGAGGUUGAAGUCUUCAAGAAGGGCUAG